AUGUCCUUUGAACCAGAACUCGAACCAUCCCCAGCCCCCCUAAUCCCGACCUGGAAAGAUAACCUCAAAGACCUGACGGCGGGGGCGGCGGGGGGCGUAGCUCAGGUUUUUAUCGGACAACCAUUCGAUCUGGUCAAGGUGCGACUGCAAACACAGAGAGGGGGAAAUGCGAUAUCUACCACGAGACAUAUCUGGAGGACGGAGGGGGCGUUGGCUUUUUAUAAAGGCUCACUAGUUCCCAUUCUCGGCAUCGGUGCCUGCGUCAGCGUCAACUUUGGCGCCUUCCACUACUUCCGGCAGACACUCGAAGCCCAUCAGAACAAAACAACACUCUCGACUCCCCAAUUCUACCUCGCUGGCGGAAUGGCCGGAAUAGUAACCAGCCUCAUCUCCACGCCCGUCGAACACAUCCGUAUCCGCCUGCAAACACAACCCCACGGGCAUGCAAAAGUCUACACCGGUCCAUUGGACUGCGUUAGACAACUCAUGCGCCAAAACGGGAUAAAAGGCAUCUACCGUGGGCAGUGCAUCACCCUCCUCCGCGAAAUCCACGGCUACGGCGUGUGGUUCGCUACCUAUGAAGCGUUACUCGGGUACACGAUGGAAAAGCAGAAUAAGAAACGCGAAGAACUACCUAACUGGCAGAUUGCCGUUUGCGGGGGGAUAGCUGGUGAAGCACUUUGGCUGCUGAGUCACCCGAUUGAUGUGAUUAAAAGCAAGAUGCAGUUUUAUGGGAGUGAGGCGCAGUAUAGCAGUGCAAGGGAUGCGAUGAGGCAGACGUGGAGUGCGGGGGUCAAGGGGCUUUUUGAUGGGAUUGGGCCGGCGCUGUUGAGGGCGAUGCCGGUUUCGGCGGGGACGUUUGCUACGGUUGAGGUGGUGAGGAAGUGGUUGGCUUAG
Aspergillus wentii DTO 134E9 is the source of this 897-nucleotide messenger RNA. RefSeq lists its product as uncharacterized. NCBI's taxonomy places the organism in Eukaryota, Fungi, Ascomycota, Eurotiomycetes, Eurotiales, Aspergillaceae. The coding region runs from base 1 to 897 and encodes 298 amino acids. Gene Ontology annotation, molecular function: L-ornithine transmembrane transporter activity. Gene Ontology annotation, biological process: mitochondrial L-ornithine transmembrane transport. The record is from RefSeq and is a predicted model, not a curated record. The transcript is spliced from 6 exons.